UGAAAACUGAAAUGCUCUUUUGCUCGUCGGAGGGUCGUUUGAAAAUAACGAUGCCCGACGGCGAUCCCGUUGGAAGGCUGUGACGGAAUCGGGCGGCGAGGCGCUGUUCCGGCGAAAGCGUCGACACUAAUCUUUUAAGCAUUCAGGAAUCUCGAGCCGUUGCAACCCUAAUCCUAUCACCGGAGAAGAGUUUCUUAAAGUUAGGGUUUUGCGCGAACCAUAGCGUUGCCUCUACUUCGUGUUUCGAGAAAAGCGACUUCUUUUUUGCUCGGAAGCCUGAGUUUCCGCGUAUUUGUGUGCAUACGCUAUGGAGGAGAAGCAGGGUUCGAGCUUAAGCGGAGGGGGAGGAGGAGGAGGAAAGAGCACGAAGGAGCUGGCGAUGGAAGGGCAGAAGCUUCUGGAGGAGACCGUUCAGGCAGCCCACCAGAUCUUGACGGCCAUGAACGAGGAGCUCUGCAAUCCGGGGCUCUGGGCAACUGCAUCGCCGGCGCAGUCUGGUGCCGAGCAGCAUGAUGGACCGCACCAGGCGGAGCCAGGGGGAGGGGCCCUUGAGGAGGCGCGUUUCCGCUACAAAUCGACGGUGACUGCUCUCAGGGCCGUGAUCAGCGCCAUUACUAACUCUCAAGCGGCAGAACAGAAUGAGGCAGGAUCCAUGAUGGGUACCUCGGAAGCCAAAUCUGAUCCAGUGGAAAUUAAGAAACUUGAAGAGCGUGUUGCGGAGUUGAAAAAGGAGAUUGCUAUUAAGAACAGAUAUCUCGAAAUUCUUAUGGACCAGCUUCGGGAGCUUAUUGGAGACAUAUCAAUGUGGCAGAGCCCUUGUCCUGUAUGAUCCACCUGUUGUUCUUGAUCGUGCAAGCUGAUGUGUGCCCUAAAGGAAUCCCAUUUACCAUGGAGGCCAUGAAGAACAAUAUGAUGACAAUGGUACCUGAUAUUGAAUCCUUUCUUGUGGAAAUGCACUCGUGCACAUUAGAAACAAGUCCACAGCUGUUGUCAUCAAUGGAGAGGUCCAAGGAUGUUACCGAUUCUGCAUAAGAAGUCUCUGCACUUCUCGUUGGAUGGUUUAUACAAGCUACAAGCUUUCUUGUUGUCUAUCUUCUUAUGGCAGGACAUUGUGCUAUUUGUAGCAUGAAACUUCUUUUGGCCUUCUUUUUACGAAUGGAAACUGUCAAGCUAUUGAUGGUCCUGGUCUGCCAUCUGAUAAGUGAAGGAAUGAGGUCAAAUCUUCACUGAGGUAAAAUUCUUGAAGUCUUGAUUAAAUGAUUUGUUGAUAGCUUAUGAGUUA
Molecule: messenger RNA, 1282 nt
Organism: Nymphaea colorata (pocket water lily)
Lineage: Eukaryota; Viridiplantae; Streptophyta; Magnoliopsida; Nymphaeales; Nymphaeaceae
Product: mediator of RNA polymerase II transcription subunit 30
Exons: 3
Coding region: 308-829 (173 amino acids)
Cellular component (GO): mediator complex
Source: RefSeq, a predicted model, not a curated record